GCACACCACCUGAGUAUUCCUAUCUGUGGUCAUUAAAGUGUGAAGAGGCUAAUUAAUGCUGACGUUAAUUAUAUUUUAACCCCUUGUAUCCCCUUUAUAUUGGGCUAACUUUUUAUGUUUUAAUCUGUGCUAAAGGGAACAUCUGCAUAGGUGGUCAUUUGGAAGUAAAAUUAAUCAAAACAAUAUUUGGCAUUACAAUCAAGACAGAAAAUAUUGUGAAAGGUGGCAUUUUCUCAGUUUCUUACCUUGAUUUAUCUCUGCUGACAGAUUUAAUUAAUAAUUUAGAGGCAGGAUAUUGUAAUCCCAGUAGAAACAAGGACAUUACAUCAAGGUGACAGGGGUGCCAAAAAAAUCGGAACUACCUUUUUUUUUUUUACUUAAACAUGACGUUAGACAACAUUUAGCGGGGCAAAAAAUGAUUGUGCAUAAGUAUUUUUUAUUUCAGUGACUCUGCAAGUUUAGCAGGUCUCCCGCCGUGCAAGCUCCUCUGCAGUGCAUAUUUCAUUUCCGACCUCUGCUUAGUUUUCCUGAAACUGGACUCCAGGCCUGAUAAAUAAAACAUUGUGUGUGUGCUGCUGGCUGAUCACUGGAGCCCUGUCAGCUGUAUAAGUGGUGAAAGGCGACAUAAUCUUCCCCAGAACAAGAUCUGGACUGAGAUUGAGCGCACAGGCACCCAGCAAGGAGGACCACAAACCCCUGUUCCCUGAGGACGAGGAGCAUGUUAGAGCCCCAGCAGCCUGGAGAGCUCCUCCUGCAUGAGUCCCCGCCGGUGUUUGGGAAGCCAUGGUACUGGCAGCGCAGCAGCAGCGCCAUGGAGAGCACGCGCAGCCUGGCGCACGUCAUCAUGGAGAUGCGCGAGGAUAUCACGAAGCUGGAGGAGGAGAACCGAGAACUCAAGGGGGACUAUGGUCAGCGGACAUUUAGGGAAGGCAGUAGAGUUUCUUCAACCGCAGAGCAGAUUGAAAACCCGUACUUGAACCUGAGGAGGAAUGCGUCUGCGCCAGACCUUGAGGGACAAUAUAAAGAAAACACCGUCAUGACAGUCAGGAGGUACUCUAUAACCUCCAACAUGUCUGGUGUAACCAUGAAAGAGGGGGGGUCUGACAGAGCAGCGCGGAGGGACUCAGGAUGGGGACGACUACAAGAAGACAUCCACCAUCACCAUGGGAACAGCAUCUUUGGAAACUCAGCCAGAGGAGAGGUUACCAACAGGCACUCUCUGCAGGAAUAUGUGCACAAAAACAGGACAAAGGUAAAAACCGUGACAUUCCUUCUACCAGUGGAUGACAUUUACACCAGUAGACCAGUUCUCACUAAGCACCAGGAGGGGCCUAAAAUCACGGAGCUGGCCUCAAUAUCUGAGACAGAUUCUUGAAAGAGGAAGCAGAAUCUUAACAGGACUUUGGAUGUGGACCAUGAGACAAAAUGCAGACACAAACUGAGCCUCUGUGGCCGCCUGACAGGUCAACCUCUUCUUAAUUUAGGUCAGGGUGGAUUGGGGCGUUUUAAUGAUCGAGCCAGGAGCUUUAUCACACUCACCACACAAACAGAGGACUCUGGUUACAGGUGUUUGUUUUCAUGCGGCCAUAGAGAUCCAGGCCCGGUCAGCAGCGAUGACACUUGGGGGGGCCCCCUGCAGCGAGGAUCAGAUGUCUGGACUACGAUCUGAACCCUGGGUAGUUAUGGGGUGCAGGUGGUGGCACUUUAACAGACAAUCGUGGUCGCUGACUCAGUCCUCGUGAGAAACUUCUGGUUCAUUAUUUAUUCAUCUUUGUUUCUUUUCUUUAAUGGUCGUCAAGGGAGUCACCUGUGUGUUUAAACAUGUGACCAGUUUCCUGACACUGUUUCUAAAGAGGCCCCUUAUAAAUAUUACCAGUGUUUGACAUACAAAUGUAAAAAUGAAAGUAAGGCACCUUUAACAGUCACUGCAAGCUAAUCCAAUUGUCAUAUCAGUGUUAUGAAAUGUUUUGAUAUAUUUUAAGAAGUUUGUUGAUUGUUGUCAUUGUAUCUCACUUGUGUCCUUCUUGUGGCUAAUUUCAGUAUAAUGAUAUUAACCUAUUUAUGAUGACAUAAACAGAAUUUUAAUGCUGUGAAAAUGGGCCCCACUAAGACUACAUGAUAUGGGAAACAAUGAUUCUAGUAUUUUCACAUGUAUUGUGACAUGAUGCACCUUUAGUGAGAAUUAAUAUUUUUGCAUAAUCAUUUUCAUGUAAUGGUUCAGGCUGAGUUUUCUUUGUAUUAGUUAAAAACCAACUAAAAAAUACUUUAUUGACUAUUUUUGACCUUAUUUUCUAACAAGAGUUUUGGGAUUCUGGGAUGCUGAAGGUUUAGUUGUGAGGUCAAGCCCUGUGUAUGAAGGCUAUAGUUCUCCUAAUGUUCGGCCCGGGUUGUAGUCCGACCUGCGGCUCCUGUCCCUCAUGUCAUUCCACACUCUCUGUCCCAAUGUACUACUCUAUCCACUGCCCUCUCCAAAUAGAGGCAAAAGCCCUCAAAUAAAUAUUUUUCUAAUGGGAUUAUGUUGGCCAGAUACACAAGAUAAGUUAAACAGAACCUGUCAACCUUUACAGAUCUGCUAAUUCCAAAGUGUGGGCAGAGAGGAUCUGAAUAUCCUGUGAUACCAUGUAUUACAAGAAAAUGUUAAUCAACAUCCAGCUAUAAAUCCUGAGUGAUGGUAACACAUCCACAAGAUCUGCAACUAGGACAAGCUGAAAUCAAAAACAGGACUCAGUCAUAUUGAAACAUAAAUACUUUAUCAUCUCAGAGAAAUAACUUUCAGUCAAAAUAAGGGCACUCAUACUGGUCAAAAAUAUCAGAAUCAGAGAUGAAUACAAAUAUUCUCACCUUAAUUAAUGCACACACACACACACACACACACACACACACACAUUUUGGAUCAGCAAUUCUACAGAGCAUUGCUAUUCAGUCCUCU
Molecule: messenger RNA, 2929 nt
Organism: Labrus mixtus (cuckoo wrasse)
Lineage: Eukaryota; Metazoa; Chordata; Actinopteri; Labriformes; Labridae
Exons: 3
Coding region: 719-1375 (218 amino acids)
Source: RefSeq, a predicted model, not a curated record